Xyrauchen texanus (razorback sucker) is the source of this 8693-nucleotide messenger RNA. Its product is annotated as neogenin-like. Gene Ontology annotation, cellular component: membrane. The record is from RefSeq and is a predicted model, not a curated record. The coding region runs from base 333 to 4595 and encodes 1420 amino acids. Gene Ontology annotation, molecular function: protein binding. Gene Ontology annotation, biological process: cell-cell adhesion. Lineage: Eukaryota; Metazoa; Chordata; Actinopteri; Cypriniformes; Catostomidae. The transcript is spliced from 29 exons.
CUGUCCGGACUGAAUCUUCCUCUCUCCCUCUCCACCUUUACACGUUAUGCCUGCACUGACGCUUUCGAUUUCGCUUCCCUCCAGUUCGGCGUCGUGCAAAUAUGGAUUGCUUUUUAUUUUGCCCCGUCGCCUGUUGAAGUUUUCAAGCGCAUUUCCACGGCUGACCGAGUCUCUCUACAGCGCGAGCUUCAUGUUUCCUUCGGCAACUUUCGGAAGUAACUCGGUCCGGAUGUGUUCACACUGUUGAGCUGAGCCGAGCGCUCGAGCACAGGGAUUUUAAACACGGAUUGCGUCCGAACCUUUUCAGACUUCUCUUGUUCGUGUUUUAAGUGAUGGCGGAGCGGGGAGCCCUGCUGCUCCUCUCUCUUUUCUGCCUCACAAUCACCGUUUCACAUUCUGCUAAAGGCUCAUCAGUGAGGAGUUUCAGCCCAUUAUGGUUCUCCGUAGAGCCGUCAGACACACUAGCGGUGCGGGGUGCUCCAGCACUGCUCAACUGCUCGGUCCACAGCGAGACCCCUGCCAAGAUCGAGUGGAAGAAGGAUGGCUCUUUCCUCAACCUGGUGUCAGAUGAUCGCAGACAGGUCCUGGCAGACGGAUCGCUCCUCAUCAGCUCAGUAGUGCACUCUAAACACAAUAAACCAGAUGAAGGGGUUUACCAGUGCGUGGCCACUAUAGACAACCUGGGCACAAUCAUCAGCCAUACCGCUAGACUCAGUGUAGCAGGUAUACCACGGUACCUCAGUCAGCCAGAAUCUGCAUCGGUUCAGGUUGGUGACAGUCAUGUGCUGAGCUGUGAGGUGAACUCUGAGCUAGUGUAUUUUAUCCGCUGGGAGCAAGACAAAGAUCCGGUUGAGCUGGAUGAGAGAGUCUUCAUGUUACCCAGUGGAGCUCUCGUCAUCAGUAACAUCACAGAGGCAGAUGCAGGACUGUACCGCUGUGUGAUCGAGAACGCUGGACCUACCAAGACCAGUGACGAGGCACAAUUACACAUUCUGCCCAAAACAGGGGAGGAAAGGAGCCUGGAGUUCCUGCAGGUGCCUCAGCCAGUGUCUAAAGUGGUAGGGGAGAAUGUACUGCUCCCUUGUGUGGUGACUGGAUAUCCCACAGAUGGAUAUGUCAGAUGGAUGCACAAAGACCAGCUCAUUGAGGAGAGUAAGGACCGUUUUGAGGUGCUCGGCGGGGGGAGUCUGCAGAUCUUCAAUCUGACUGAGGAAGACGCUGGUGUGUACAGCUGCCUGGCAGACAAUACCAACUCAUCCAUUGAAGCCCAGGCUGAACUCACUCUAAAAGCUCCCCCACAGUUCCUGAAGAAACCUGCUGACAUCUACGCUCAUGAAGCUACAGACGUCAUCUUUGAGUGCGAGGUCACUGGCUCUCCUGCUCCCACCAUCAAAUGGGUGAAGAACGGAGAUGCUGUCAUUCCUAGCGACUAUUUCAAGAUCAUUAAGGAGCAGAACCUGCAGGUGCUUGGAUUGGUCAAGUCAGAUGAAGGUUUCUAUCAGUGUUUAGUUGAGAACGACGCUGGCAAUGUGCAGUCCAGUGCUCAACUAAUCAUUCUGGACCACGAUGUUGCCCUUCCCUCACCCCCAUCCACCUCACUGACCCGUGCAACUACUGACCAUCUAAUACCAGGCUCUGGAGGCAGCACUGGCCCCACACCCUCGGCCCCUCGGGAUGUCGUGGCCUCGCUGGUGUCCACCCGCUUUGUCAAGGUGACCUGGCGCCUGCCGGCCGAGACGCAUGGAGACGACAUCACCUACUCUGUUUACUACAGUCUGGAGGGCACUAACAGGGAGAGGAUUGUCAACACCAGUCGUCCCGGAGAAAUGCAAGUCACCAUUCAGAACCUCAUGCCAGACACCAAGUAUGCCUUCCGGGUGUUGGCCCACAACAGGAAUGGCCCUGGAGAGAGCUCAGUGCCUUUGAGGGUAGCCACCCAACCUGAGGUCCAGGUACCAGGACCAGCUCCUAACCUCCACGCUGUGGUCACAUCCCCCAUCACAGUCAGCCUCAGCUGGGACAUGCCCCUCACCGGCAACGGGGAGAUUCAAAACUACAAAAUCUACUACAUGGAGAAGGGUCUGGGAAAUGAGCAGGAUAUGGAUGUAAAUACACUGUCUCACUCUAUGACUGGGCUGAAGAAGUUCACAGAGUACAGUUUCAGAGUGGUAGCCUACAACAAACAUGGACCUGGAGUCUCUACUGAGGAUAUAUCCGUACAGACCUACUCUGAUGUUCCCAGUGCUCCUCCACAGAAUAUGACCGUUGAAGUGCAGAACUCUAAGAGCAUCAUGGUCAGAUGGCAGCCUCCUCCAGCAGAUGCUCAGAAUGGGGAGAUCUCCGGAUACAAGAUCCGUUACAGGAAGGGUGCGAGGAAGAGUGAAGUGACGGAAAUUACUUCAGGGUCACAGCUCUAUCAGCUCAUAGAUGAUCUACAGCGAGGCACAGAAUACAUGGUGCGGGUGUCAGCUAUUACAGUCAACGGCACAGGACCUGCCACAGAAUGGACCAGUGCCGAGACCUUUGAGAGUGAUCUGGAUGAGACAAAAGUGCCAGAUGUCCCCAGCUCUCUGCAUGUACGGCCGCUUGUGAACAGUAUUGUAGUGAGCUGGACCCCUCCAGAGAAUCAGGACAUCGUGGUGAGAGGUUACAGUAUCGGCUAUGGGAUUGGCAGCCCUCAUGCCCAGACCAUUAAAGUGGACUACAAACAGAGAUACUACACCAUCGAAAACUUGAAUCCCAGUUCACACUAUGUUAUCACCCUGAAGGCCUUCAACAAUGUUGGCGAGGGCAUCCCUGUGUAUGAGAGUGCCAUCACACGACCUCAGUCAGACCCCAUAGACCCUGAUGUUGAUUUGUACGAACUUUUCCAUGCUCCAUACACUCCAGUACCAGACCCCUUACCCAUGCUGCCUCCUGUGGGCGUUCAGGCAUCCGUUCUGAGUCACGACACCAUCAAAGUCACCUGGGCGGACAACUCGCUACCCAAGAACCAGAAGAUCACAGAUGCACGCUACUACACAGUGCGUUGGAAGACAAACAUACCUGCAAAUGCAAAGUUGAAGGUGGCCAACACCACCACCCUCACUCACACAGUGACGGGUCUGAAGCCCAACACCUUGUAUGAGUUCUCAGUCAUGGUGAUUAAGGGCAGGAGGACCAGUACAUGGAGUAUGACUGCACACGGAACAACUUUUGAAACUAUCCCAAGUUCUGCACCUAAAGAUGUGACUGUAGUGAGCAAAGAGGGGCGGCCACGAACCAUCAUCGUCAACUGGCAGCCACCUUCAGAGGCCAAUGGCAAGAUCACAGGUUACAUAAUUUACUACAGUACUGAUGUGAAUGCUGAGGUUCAUGACUGGGUCAUUGAGCCAGUAGUUGGGAACAGACUAACCCACCAGAUUCAGGAGCUCACUCUUGAUACCACCUACUACUUCAAGAUCCAGGCGCGUAACUCCAAAGGAAUGGGUCCCAUGUCGGAGGCAGUGCAGUUCCGCACUCCCAAAGCUGAAUCCUCUGACAAAAUGGCUAAUGACCAAGCUCCUGGAAUAUCUGUGAAAUCAGGAAGAGUUCCUGCACUAGACCAAGGCUUUGGAUCAGUCGGGAAAUCAGAUAUGUCCGGCAAUGGUGAAAACCACAUCCUGGUUAUCGUCAUCAUUGUGUCCGUCGGAGCUUUCACCAUCAUUGUGGUGGUGGUUGGAGCUUUCCUGUGUACACGCCGUACCACCACACAGCAGAAAAAGAAACGUGCAGCCUGCAAGUCUGCCAACGGAUCCCACAAGUACAAGGGCAACUCUAAAGAUCUGAAGCCACCAGAUCUCUGGAUUCACCACGAGCGCUUGGAGCUCAAACCGAUUGACAAAUCACCUGAACCCAACCCGGUCAUGACCGACACUCCAAUCCCUCGAACCUCCGAGGACAUCACCCCAGCGGAUAGCUCCAUGGACUCUAUGCUGCAGAGACGCAACUCAUACCGUGGCCAUGAAUCAGAAGACAGCAUGUCUACGCUGGCAGGCCGUCGAGGAAUGAGGCCUAAAAUGAUGAUGCCAUUUGAUGCACAGCCCCCUCAGCCUGUGAUUAGUGCCCACCCCAUCCAUUCCCUCGAUAACCAUCACCAUCAUUAUCACUUGGGCAACCUGGCCUCGCCGACACGCAGCUAUCUCCGUCACCCGAGCAGCUCACGGCCCUCUCUCAUCUCUCAUCUAGACAGAGCCGAGUCCACAGAGUCAGUGAGGAACACGCCUGGUGCAGACCUGCACCCCCCCUCCUGCGCCACUGACCCCUCUGAGACCGACAUCAGUUACCACAGCUCAGUCACUGAGGAUGAGCCUCUGUUCACUGCACCCACCGCACAUGUGCGGCCCACACAUGCCCUCAAGAGCUUCGCUGUGCCCGCCAUCCCAGCUCAUCCGCACUACGAUUCAGCAGCUCUACCCAGUACUCCACUCCUCACUCAGACAGGGCCGCACACAGUUAAGAUGGCAUCUAUCAGUACACUGGGAAGGAUGCGAACUCCCAUGCCUGUUAUAGUGCCGAGUGCACCAGAUGUGUUGGACAACAGCAGACUGCAUGAAGAUGCUGGGAGCUACCAUUGACCCUACCCUCCUAAAUCCACAUUUACCCCAAAACCCCAGCUCACCCCAACCCCACCCCCCGCAGUAACCUUCUUGCUCUCCCACAGAAUUACGAGACAGACGAGUUAUCGGAGGAAAUGGCCCAUCUGGAGGGCUUAAUGAAGGACCUAAACGCCAUCACGACGGCCUGAGCACAAUCUUCACACUAACACUUGCCCUCAGCUGCCACAGGGGGGCGUUCAACAUGGAGGAGUUCUCAAUCAUUCACUUAAUGGAGAGAGACAGAGAGUGAGAGUGGAAAAAACAUGGACGUUUGGCUUACUUCGCUUACUCUCAGGAAGGACAAACCUAUUUUGAGGACAGUGGGCAUUCUGAGAAAAGGACAGCCGGUUCCUUCAAACGAAUGAUUGCCAUUUUUCCCCUCAGCGGAAAAGUUCAAUAAACCUCAAACUUUCCUUUGGUUUCAAUGGAGUCUGUUUUGAAAAGACACGUUUUAUUAUCCUGUAAAAAAAAAAAAAAAAAAGGAAAAGUACAAUAUGCUAGUGUAUGUGUUGGUGCUCGUAAGGCACAAUUUACAGUGUUUCAUUUUGUGUCUAUGUUUUUUGUAUCUAUAUAUAUUGCCCGCCUCCCCCUGUUCCAGUGAGAUAAACGUUGGACAUUUUUAUUUCUGCAAGUCAUUUUGUAUUAAGAAUUUUGAUUGACGUCUCUUUUGUAUGUCUUAUAAUGUGCCAUGUCUUAUUAUUUAAAAAAUAAUAUUAAUAUUGCUUUAUAUGCAUAUACACCUAUCAGUUUGUAUAUAUAUGUUUAAAACGGGCUAACGUUAUCAAUGUUUUGACCACCACAGGAACAUUCAGUCAGAAAACGCAGCUUUUUCCUUUUGCAUUCUUUAACCUAAUUUUCCCCUUGUACAAAAUAGGGCUGUUCAGACCGAGCGUGCACUUGCAUUAUAAAAGCUAGAUGCAGCGCAAUGAAAAUAUCAAAAUGCAGGUUUCUCAAGACACGUUUUUAGAAUUUUAACAGUACACGUCGUCUAAAACGCAAAACGUUGAAAAGAAAAACGAGAUGCAGCACAACGGUCAAAAACGUCCGUCUGGCGCAUGUUUACAUAAAAAUAAAUAAAAGAAUGGAUGCAAAGAAUAGAACAGAGCGCAGAUGUCUCAAGACACAUUUUGACACAGCUUCUAAAAAAACAUGUUGCUUUUAUGCAAAACAUUGGGGAAAAAAACAGUGAGAUGCGGCAAAACAGUCAAAAAAGUCUGUCUAGAGCAUGCUUGCAUAGAAAAACUAUUAAAAGAAUGUUCUGGUUUCAACACAAGUUAAGCUCAAUCGACAGCAUUUGUGGCAACGUCCUCUAAAAAUAAAAAGCUAAAAUUACAGUGAGUUCCAGUGAGGCAUUUACAAUGAAAGUGAAUGGGGCCAAUUUUUCGACAUUAAAAUACUCACGGUUUCAGAAGUAAAGCCACAAGACAUGAACAAUAUGCGUGUAAACAUGAUUUUAGUGUGAUGGAAUCACUGACUAACCUUGUCCAUGUAAAGUUCCCCAAAAAAAAUGUCAACUUCGUUACCAUGACGAUGUCAACAAACCCUAAAGUGACUAAAAAUAAUUUAAAUAACUUCACAGCUCAAAUAAUACACGAAUUUUAACAGAAUAAUGAAUGCAAGUGCUUUUAUAAAAUUAUAAGCUCCACAUUUCUACUUUUAAACCCUCCAAAAAUUGGCCCCCAUUGACUUCCAUUGUAAGUGCCUCACUGUAAUCCAGAUUUUUCCUGGAAAAGGAGGGACGAGUCGAAUUACAUUUAUGUGGUAAUCAACAUUAUGCCACAAAUGCUGUCAACUGAGCUUAACCUGUAUUGAACCCAGAAUAUUACUUUAAAAGAUUGGGUGCAGCGCAUAGAAUGGAACAGAACGCAUGUGUCCCAAGACGUGUUUUUAAACAGUUAAACAGUCUUUUAACAUGACAAUAUCUGAGAAACACGGCGCUCAUGCGCGAGAUGCUAAAAAAGCAUGUGAGAUGCAUCGCAACUGUAAUAGCUGUUCAUAUGGCUCAUGUUUACACAAAAAAAAACAGCACGGACGGAUGCAAAACGCAUUUGGUGUGAACAGCCCCUUAUGCCUUUCAUUUAAAAUGGGAGUUCCCUUCGCAAAUUGCCUUAUUAAGUUAGUCUGGAAUGACAAAUAGCUGUUGUUUUUCAAAGAGGGAACACUGAUAUUUAUUCUGUAAUGCUGAAGUAUCAUCACACACUGUUGGUACGAUAACAUGGACCUCAAUCACAUAUGCUGUCAGCCUUUGACUUAAAAACAUUUGUUUGGUGCUGAAACUCAAAACUUCAGGUUAUCCAGUGUCAAAAAAUAACUUUUUAUAAUUGUUAUUAUUAUUAUUAUUAUUAAAGAACAAUAUUUUCCCCCUGGAAUAGAGUUUCGGAACAUUUUCACCGCCAUAUGAGGGCAUAUACAAUCCCAAUUCUGAAUAAGUUGGGACAGUAUGGAAAAUGCUAAUAAAAACAAAAAGGAGUGAUUUCUAUUCAUCCUGUGCUAUACUGAAAGCAAAACAGCAACACAUUAACAUAAUAACACUUGAGCAUUUUGCCCUGAGCUGUGGUUAUUUUCUGACACUGGGUUACACACGUAUAUAACCAGUAAUUUGGUACGUUUAAAGUGUUUUACAAAGUUUCUUUUCGCUUAAAGGAUGCAUUUAGCUCUCUUAUGUAAUGCGUGAAUGAAUGACAACAUUCACUGUGAGAUUUUACCCUCUGUGUUUUCCAGGCAGCACUCCAUGCAACUCUUUUAUACAGGAUCUUUCAUUUUUUAUUCUAGUUUGUUUACCUGUUUGUUUCAUAUGAAGUACUUGUAUAGAAUUUCAAUGUAAAAAGCGUCAAACUCGACUUUUCCUCCCCUGCUGGAUUUGGUUUUGAGCUGUCAUUUUAUCCAAAGAAAAUACAGUACGUGAGAGCAAUCAUAUUUUUUUAUGAAUUCAAAGUCUCAUCGAUCAUUUUCUUGAAUGUCAGUCUUGACUGAAAGAAAGGCCUGGGUAACUAUAGGAACAUGUUGAAAAGCCGAUACCUGUUUGGGGUCACCAUUGUAGGCAGUCAAACCUUUAUUGCACUUUUUAACAAUUUCAAGAUUAAAACAACAACAACAUUUUUACAUAUCCUGUGUUUUGAAUAUAAAGCUCUAUUUGUGUAGUGUCAGUGUAGUGUAGGCAGCUGGUCUUCGUUCUUUUGCCUCUGAAAUGACAUUUGAGCGGCAGGUUUUACUGUGCUGCAUAAGCAGAAUUCUGUUUUUGCUUAUUUCUGUACAAAGAUUUUCUUGCUCUGUCUAGAAUAAUCUGUGGCUUUUUAAAAAAUAUCCUAAAACUGUUGUCUUUGUCUCUUAUUUUACAUGCAAAUGCUUAUUUUUAAUGUUGCUUUUUCAUAUGUUUUCCAGGCUUCCCACACAGCAUAUAUGACAUUUUUGUUAAUUACAGGAUUUUUUAUAAAUCAUUUUAGAGAUUGCAUGCACAAAGAUACAUUUCUGGGAGAUUGAAUGUAUAUUCACUGUAGACAUUUUUAUGAUUUUUUUUUUUUUUUUUUUAUGAUUGUAAAUUCCAUAAUAACUUUCCCAGGUCUGGAAACGACUAUUUCCAGUUUACAAUAAUUUCCACAUUUUCAUGCAACGGACACUUGCUAAAGCUUCUGAGAUUUAUUAUAUUAGACAUAUGACAUGUUCAAUGCCAUUUGCAUUUAUACAGUAAAUUAGAUUCCAGGUUUUGGACCCGUUUCUAGACUGGGCUGUUUACAGUUCCAGAAGUAGAUUAUAGAGAACGAGACCCGAGCGUGACUGAUGUGUGUAUUUUCCAUUUCCCUUUUUGAUUUAGAACUAGUAGCAUCUAAUAAACAUGCAAACAAAAACCAAAAAACUAGAGCAAAUAGUUUUCCUAAAAAUGCAUAUCCACAUAUGUGGACAGCAGGACUAAGUUGUACAUUCUUAAGCUAUAGAAAGUCAAAUUUUUUUUUUCUUUCAUCAAAUAGUUUGUGUCCUGCAGUGUUGGGUAUUCAUGUUUUUAAGACAUUACAGCUGAUCUUCUAUAAAGAUGAAUUAAUAAUUCUGAUUCGAAUUAAUGGCCAGCAUCAUCCAAUCACU